Molecule: messenger RNA, 1865 nt
Organism: Syzygium oleosum
Lineage: Eukaryota; Viridiplantae; Streptophyta; Magnoliopsida; Myrtales; Myrtaceae
Product: putative F-box/LRR-repeat protein At3g18150
Exons: 3
Coding region: 168-1733 (521 amino acids)
Molecular function (GO): protein binding
Source: RefSeq, a predicted model, not a curated record
UUUGUACUCAUUAUCGCUCGCCCGGCAUAAGAAGGGUUUGCAUUCUACCUGAAACCUUGAGAUUCGUCGCCGCCACAGCUAGCGUUGAUCGCCCAGCUUUGCUUUUUCCUGGCUUUCUUAUCCUGAAGAGUUCCCUUUUGCCUACCGCGACUUGUGUGAGCGAAGCCAUGAGAACUGUUGAUCGCAGAGGCAGAACCGGCGGUUCAGACCCGCGAAAGAGCAAAGAGGAUGAGGAGGUCGACAGGAUCAGCGAUUUGCCCGACUCGCUCCUCCUCCAUAUACUCUCUUUCCUGCCCUUCAGAUGCGCUGUCCGCGCAUCCUUGAUGCUUCGGCCGUUCCGCGGCCUUUGGAGAUCUCUGAGCAUGCUGUCCUUCGAGGAGUGUGAUUUCCAUGCUUGUCGCGGCCGUUCUGGAGCCGGUGGCGGUGAGUUCUUGAAUUUCGUCAACCAUGCGUUGGCUCUACACGAGAGCCCCGAAAUCCAUACGUUCCGUAUCGAGUUGGACUUUCAUGCGAGUGGCUCUACUAACCCUGAAUUUGACGGUCGUGGAGUAAUGUCAAAUAGAUUGGAUGAGUGGAUAUUCUUCACGCUGAAGAAAAAGGUGAAGGUCUUGGAUGUUGCCCUAGAUGGGUGUGGUAGGCUGUUGAGAGCAUUACCAGCUCUUCACUAUAGAGUGCCGAGUGCUGUUCUUGGUUCUAGUAGCCUGGUAAACCUUACAUUGAAGGUUUGUAAUAUCGAAUCUCUAGGACAGAUUCAUUUGAAAUCGCUUCAAAAGUUGUCGAUGUUUGAUGUUAAUUUAAGCGAAGAGGUGAUACAAAAUCUGGUUUCGGGAAGCCCGUCAUUGAAGAAGGUGUCCCUCUCGCACUGCCAUGGCCUGCAAGUUCUGAAGUUUGAUAGGCACCCGUCACUUGAAGAAUUGAAUGUUUGUCUUUGUGUUGACCUUGAAAAAGUUGAUCUUGCUAGUUCGGGCAUCAAAAUAUUGUCUGUCUAUAUCGUUUAUCCCUUGAGUAAGAUAAUCUGUCCGAAUGUCAUGACACUUGAACUGGAUGGAUCCAUAAAUGAAGUAAAUUUGGAUUGGGGAUCUUCCCUUAAUGAUGUGGCCCUCUAUUUCUAUCACUUUGGAGGAUUCUUUGAGGAACACGAGGAGGUCAAAACGCUUGUAGAAAAGUUUUGUAACAUUGCAUAUGUUACUCUCGGCAAUUGGAUUAUACUGCUCUUCAGCAUAUGGGAGCUAAUGUAUCUACCAUGCCCAACUUUCAGCUGGAAGUCUGUGACAAUGACACUUAAUUUGGCAAAGUGGCACCUCCCUGGGAUUUAUUACCUACUAGAGAAUUGCGACUUUCUAGAAACACUCACCAUAUAUGUUUAUCCGUCAAAUGCCGAGGAUAUUAUGGGAGGUACGUGGAAUCGAGUACGUAACUUUGAUGGAAGGAGUUACUGGAAUUUAGUUGAGGGCACAUUUCAUUGUCUUGCAUACCACCUCAAGAAUGUAAUGGUAUAUGCAUGUGUGACCGAACCAUAUGUGAUCGAGCUAAUCGAGUUUCUGCUUGGAAACGCACUGGUUUUGGAGAAAAUGGUGAUCUCUACUAAAAAGAACUUUGAACAAACUCGAAAUGGGAUUGGCAUCGGCGUACAGAAGGACUCUCCCCCGGAUAUGCUUCUGGAAUUUUCAAAAAAGGUCUUUAGUUUACCAAGGAUAUCUCCCCGUGCAGUAGUACACAUGGCAGUAUGUUGAUAUGGUUUUUUCAAACAUGGAAGCACUAAUUUAUUUCAUUUCUACAGUUUCUAUUAUACUAACAAGUCAUGUCUCUAUCCUCAGUUAACAUUUUCUCUCUUUUGGUCUUAAAUUGAUGGAUUCAAUAGUUUA